ACAAGGGAAAUGGAGAGAUGAGAAUGCACAGGGGGGACCCUUAAAUUGACUGCACCCCAUCUCUCUGCCUGCACCUGCGGACAAUCUCCACACAAACCAUGAGGAAGAGUCUCUUCACGGUCCCUCCUAGCAUUGCUGUGUCUUUGAUUUAAAUCUUUACCCACUUCCACAAGGGGCCAUGGAGCAGCAAUAUCUCUCCAAACUCCACCCCACAGUGGAUUACGGAGCAGGAGUGUUUCUUCUGAUCAUAGGCAUCCUGACGAUUCUGGGGAAUUCAGCAGUCCUUGCUACCGCAGUGAAGCGCUCUUCCCAUCUCAAGUCACCCGAGCUGCUUAUAAUAAAUUUAGCCAUAACAGAUCUUGGAAUGGCCAUCAGCAUGUACCCGCUGGCCAUUGCCUCAGCAUGGAACCAUGCCUGGCUCGGAGGAGAUGCAUCCUGUAUAUAUUAUGCCCUGAUGGGUUUCCUCUUCGGUGUCUCCAGCAUGAUGACCUUGUGUAUGAUGGCUGUGAUCCGGUUCCUUGUAACCAACUCAUCCACAUCUAACAGCAAUACAAUCAACAAGAACGCUGUUCGCAUUUCGAUUGCGUUCAUCUGGCUGUGCUCGCUGCUCUGGGCCAUUCUGCCUUUGCUGGGUUGGGGUUAUUAUGGCCCCGAACCAUUCGGCAUCUCCUGCACGAUAGCGUGGAGCGAAUUCCACAACUCCGCCAACGGCUUCUCUUUCAUCCUGAGCAUGUUCAUUCUGUGCACGCUCCUGCCUGCGCUGACCAUCCUCACCUGUUACUUGGGCAUAGCGUGGAAGGUUCACAAAGCAUAUCAGGAGAUACAGAACUUUGACAGGAUCCCUAACGCGGCUAAGCUGGAAAGGAGGCUGACACUGAUGGCUGCGCUUGUCAGCGUCGGAUUCCUCGGCGCCUGGACACCCUACGCAGCCGUCAGCUUCUGGUCAAUCUUUAACUCCAGCAAUUCUCUACAUCCUGUCAUUACGCUACUGCCGUGUCUGUUCGCCAAGUCUUCAACAGCUUAUAACCCUUUCAUCUACUACGUCUUCAGCAAAACUUUCCGGCGUGAAAUUAAGCAAAUGAAGUGUUGCUGUGGCUGGCGACCUCCCUUUAACACAGAGAACUCGAUCGAAAACCACGUGUCAAUGAUGUGGAUGGGUAGAGAAAACAUACGUGCUUGUCCAACUGCAAAGGCGAACAACGGGGAGGCCUCAACCCAAUGAGCAGCAGAGCUGGCUUUACAAACACAGCAGAAAAGCUUACUUCAUCCUGUAUUAUAGGGAAUCAGUCCAGGAGGGCUGUCAUGAUGUAUGUUAUGAUAAAUUGCUGUCGUAAAUUGAGUGAAAUGUUGUAAAGAACCAUGAUUUUUUUUUAAAAGUUAAGCAGCAAGGAAAGAUGUUUUGAAGGACUUUCACUUUAUGAAAAUUAAAAUAUCGGUGGAUUCCCCUCUGCCCUAAACCAAACGAAACCAGCUUUAGCUUAACUACUGUGGAGGAAUAAGUACGAUGCUUGAAAGAGGAUUUACUGGGUUUUAUUUUUUUCCCUAUGCUUCUGACUUUAUGCUGGAGUCUCAUGACUAUGCCUCAAGAGAAAACAACUGAUAAUACUGGAAGUUGAACCUCCCACCUCAAAUUAGAUGCCUUUAAACAAAGAAGGAGAAUAUGCCACUUCCCCAGCAAUAAGAAAGGACAAACAUAGCAGAAUCAAGAACACUCACCAGCUGGAAGAGACAGAGCUACGGGAUGCAGCAACCACUUGCAAAAUGGCCGUUUUAGGGCUACAGUUGUUUGCCUCUCCCAAAUUUAAAGGGCCAGCCGCCAGAAAGGCAUGUCAGGGCAAGGAUCUAUAAGAGGGCGGGUCUAUGCUGAGGCAGCUCAGAAGGACUGAGGCAGUCUUAGAGAAACGGUCUGCUGCUGCAGAACAUAAAAAGAUGUGAGCAGUGAAAUAAUCUUUUAGAAUAAGGAAG
Messenger RNA from Mauremys mutica (yellowpond turtle), 1965 nucleotides. RefSeq names its product opsin-5-like. Bases 179 to 1222 code for a protein of 347 amino acids. Gene Ontology annotation, biological process: G protein-coupled receptor signaling pathway. The transcript is spliced from 4 exons. Gene Ontology annotation, molecular function: G protein-coupled receptor activity. Lineage: Eukaryota; Metazoa; Chordata; Testudines; Geoemydidae. The record is from RefSeq and is a predicted model, not a curated record. Gene Ontology annotation, cellular component: membrane.